Molecule: messenger RNA, 5179 nt
Organism: Zootoca vivipara (common lizard)
Lineage: Eukaryota; Metazoa; Chordata; Lepidosauria; Squamata; Lacertidae
Gene: VANGL1
Product: VANGL planar cell polarity protein 1
Biological process (GO): multicellular organism development
Cellular component (GO): membrane
Source: RefSeq, a predicted model, not a curated record
GAGCGUGCGCACAGCAGAGCGGUGCUGGCUUGCCGUUAAUAAGCAUGCACACGAUCGGGCUACACCUCUUUCUCCCAACCUCCCGCAGAGAAGCGAGCCAUUCCCCGCCGCCACCCCGGCAGCCUGUCUCUCCACCGGGAAGCGGCUGCAGUCCUGUGCGCGCUGACUCGGCAGCCGGCCCCGUGGAGAGCUCUCCUUCCGAGGGAAGCGCGCCUCCAGGCCAGGAUCGCCUUCGCUCCAAGCAGGCCGAGGCGAGGCAGGGCUAGUCUCGGCAGCGGGCGGGGCGGUGCCGCCGCUGUCCUGGGCACAGGAAGCGGAAAGCGGCGCUGAAGCCGCCGAGUCGGAGCCUGGAGCUGAGCUGGAGAAGGAGGCGGCGGUGUGCGGGCAGGCUGGGUGGCUGGCGCUCCGUCCACCGGGAGCUGCAAGAUGGAACGGCGGCGGGCGAGAGGUUUAUGUUGAAGAUGGUUCCCUAGAACUGAAGAUUGAAAUUACUGUUCUCUCAAAAUUCUGUACGUGCGGAUUAUCGAAAAUCGGAGGCAACCACCAAAGUGCUUCCUUCGGACUUAGUGGCCUUCCUGGGUGCCUUUCUCUCCUGUAACCUGGCAUCUCUUCCACCAUGGAUACUGAGUCAACCUACUCUGGAUAUUCCCACUAUUCAGGUCACUCCAAAAAGGCCCAGAGACAAGGUCGGGACAGGCACAAAUCACCACGAAGUAAAGAUGGAAGCCGAUCGGAGAAGUCUGUUACCAUUCAAGCGCCAACAGCAGAGCCAUUGCUGGGGAAUGAUUCUUCUCGGGCAGAAGAAGCUCAGGAUGACAACUGGGGUGAGACCACAACAGCCAUCACAGGUACCUCUGAACAUAGCAUGUCCCAGGAGGACAUUUCCAGGAUCAGCAAGGACUUGGAGGACAGCGUUGGCGUAGAGUGCAAGCGCUAUUUUCUCUUGACGUUGGCUGCUGUCCUGGGACUCCUCGUCUUCCUCACCCCUAUUGCCUUCAUUCUGCUCCCGCAGAUCCUGCGGAGGACUGAGUUAGAGCCAUGUGGCACGGCUUGUGAGGGGCUCUUCAUCUCUGUGGCUUUCAAACUCCUCAUCCUCUUGAUUGGCACCUGGGCUCUCUUCUUCCGCCAGCCCAAGGCUGACCUCCCCAGGGUGUUUGUAUUUCGCGCCCUCAUUUUGGUCCUCAUGUUUCUGCUGGUGUUUUCUUACUGGCUCUUUUAUGGCGUCCGCAUUUUGGAAUCCAAGGACAUCAAUUACCAGGGGAUUGUACAGUUUGCUGUGUCGCUGGUGGAUGCUCUUCUUUUUGUCCACUAUCUCGCCAUUGUGGUGCUGGAACUGAGGCAGCUGCAACCAAUGUUCACGGUCAAGGUGGUUCGAUCGACAGAUGGAGAAUCACGCUAUUAUAGCCUGGGACACUUGAGUAUCCAGCGUGCUGCUUUAGUCGUUCUGGAAAAUUACUACAGAGACUUUUCUGUCUACAACCCGCUGUUGUUAACAGCUUCCAAAGCACGUGCAGAGAAGCACUUGGCGGGUCUGAAGGUCUACAAUGUCGAUGGGCCAGAUAACAGUGCUGCUGGGCAGUCCAGGGCCAUGAUCGCUGCUGCAGCUCACCGCAGAGACUCCAGUCACAAUGAGCUCUAUUACGAAGAAGCAGACCACGAGCGGAGGGUCCGAAAACGUCGAGCAAGGCUUGUGGUAGCAGUUGAAGAAGCUUUCACCCACAUUAAGCGCCUUCAGACAGAGGAGCAGCCAAAAGCCCCAGGGGAAGUGAUGGAUCCCCGCGAGGCAGCUCAAGCCAUCUUCCCAUCCAUGGCAAGAGUGCUGCAGAAGUACCUCCGCACUACAAGGCAGCAGCACUACCAUACCAUGGAGAGCAUCCUGCAACACCUGGCCUUCUGCAUUGCCAACAACAUGACGCCAAAGGCUUUUCUGGAACGUUACCUCAGUCCAGGCCCAACCCUGCAGUACAACAAAGAUCGUUGGGUCUCCAAACAUUGGACGCUGAUUAGCGAGGAAGCUGUUACAAAAGGAUUAAGAGAUGGUAUUGUGUUCGUCCUCAAGAGCUUGGACUUCAGCCUUGUUGUUAAUGUGAAGAAAAUUCCAUUUAUCAAACUCUCAGAGGAGUUUGUAGACCCCAAAUGUCAUAAGUUUGCCCUUCGCUUGCAGUCUGAAACAUCAGUCUAGCUUAGAGGCCAUAAACAUGUGUAGAUGAUGAGAAGGUAAUUUCUGACUUCAUGCUUUCAGGGGUUUUUUUUUGGGGGGGGUGUUGCUUCAUUUUUGUUCAGAUUAAAAAACAACAGACGAUGGACCGUCCACACUUACCUGGAAAGAGAGUGGAGGAGGGUCUCUUUUGACAGAUCUGAAGAGCUCACUGAUUGGGUUGGGCAUGUUCAUUGGGACAGAACGGCUUCCCUUGGGUCGUGCACAUUGCAGAGGCCUGUAAGCCCAUGUAGUGUUCUGCUUCUGCCUGCCACCCUGCCUUAGAUCUCCUGGUGUGUAAGUGGUACUUCUCUUCCACCCCAGACUGCCUCUGUAUUCCUCAACAAACAGCUUUUCACAAACUCUCAUAAGCUUGCUUGGCUUUUGGCAGUCAUCUCCAUGGCUCAGUUCAAACCUCAUAAAAAGCCAUGGUUUACGGAACUGAAACUAUGGUUUGAACGUCCAAACCUAUGGUAGGCGGUUCACGGUUUAAAGCAGCCCACUUGCCUUCACUUUCAGUUCUCCAGCAUUCAGUACCACAAAUUCGUUCCCAUGUUGCAUAUACCCAGCUUCUGGAGGGGAAGAGAUGCCUUCCAUUGUGAUUUGUCCAUGGAGACAUUUCGUUGUAUUACAAUGGUUAAAGCUUCCUUGCCGUGGUUUGUUAGGAUGCCAGAACUGAGCUUCUACGAAUGGGAUUUUCAGUUAUUGCUAUUGGGCACUACCUGAUGUGGGAAGGACAUUCUGCUUCUGAAAGAAGGUAAUUUGUGUAUUUUGAAGGGAAAUGCUUCUACAUAACUCUACCUUUCCAAUGAUUGACAAAGUUAGUACCCCCCCCCCACCAGCACUCUGUUUUAUAGCUGUUUGAAUAAUGACCAAUGGUGUGUGUCUGGUACAUAAAUAGGUUUGUCAUAAUGGCUUUCAUUCCUUUCAGCCUUCUAAAGCUAUACACUUGCCCUACUGGGUUAAGCACCCCUCAUCUUUCCUUGUGUGUAGACCCCUGUUAAUCUAUUUUUCUAACCUUUCGAGGGUUUGUCCAUUACUCCCUCUCCGUUAUAUAUAUUUAUGCAGUUGCAGAACGUUUGAGAAGAGUGUGGAGUUUACUGGAGUCUGACCAAUUUGAUUGUGAAAGAGGGGGGGGGUGUUUCCUAUUUAAAAGGGUUUUAUAUUCCCCCCGGAGAAGAAUAGGAAUUUCAAGUCUCUUUAUACCAGCACAUGCCUACAGGGGAGGGGAAUGUUAGAUUCAGAGCAGGGAAGACUUUCAGAGAUUCAGGCAGCUACUUAGCAUUUGAAACCAAGCUGUAUUGAACGUUUCCAGGAGCCCACAUCACUUAGCUGACCGUGGUAGUCAGCUGUGGUUGCCACUGACGCUUUUAUCCUGGCAAGUCCUCAGUCAUACCCCAGCCUCUCACUUCAUUUUCGAAAGCAGCAAUUUUCUUAUUGUUUCUGAGUAUCUCCAUAGCCUGAAGCAAGUGGAAAACCACUCAGCAAGGGAGAGGGACUUUAUGCAUUUGCUACUCUGCUGUUUUUCCCCAUACACUGGAGUUGCUGUUUUCAGGCAUGGAGAAUGGGUGGGGCGGGGGGGUGACUGGUUUUUGCACCAGCCCUGUCACUCUGCAUGUAGGAGAGGGCAAGUCCUGUCUCUCCCGUGUGUGGGAAACUCUGGAAAGGGCAGGGGAGUGGGAGCAACUUGGUUGUCAUUCUGGUUAUUUCACAGCUCCAUUUUGGUGGAUCCCUGCAUGUUUCCUUGGCCAUUGUGGUUCUCCUGCAUCCUAGUUUCCAGGUUUUGCUGGCAGCUGCUCUUGUUUGACGAGGGUUUCUUUUAAUCUUAGCUUAUUUUCUAAGGGAUAUGAAAAGAUAUAAUCGGAUAAAACCUAACACUUAACAGAAGGAGUAGUCCCGUAAACAUAAUGCUACCACAAAUUGUUCACUCCAGAUAUAUCCUUCAUUAAUGUUAAGCCAUAGCUAACACUGCUUGGCAUGUGUCUUCUUCAGGUGUUCCAAUAAUUAAGAAAAUGAGGCCAAUGCUUGCUUACUUAUGCAAAAACACAAACACACUCUCAAGUUCAGUGUAUUUUCCCAUCCCACCAAUGCCUACAACACGUUAAUUAAUUAUUUGCAUCUACCUUUCACACUUUCCUCAACUUUUAAUUCAAAUCGGGAAGCAGACUGUUUUCCCCAAAACUUUGGUAAGAACACUAUAGCUAGCUAGCAAUAACAAAUCGGCCAAUUAAUCUUUGAUUCUUCCUCACAGUACCUGUUAGAUAACUACUAAUUUCUUCACAACAUUUCUUUAAUUAUUAAAACACGUUUCCAGUAUGGUUUUACCGAUCUAUACUACUCCAUACUGGCCUUUGUGGUUUUUUGUUUUUGUUUGGUCUCUGUUAAUGUUCUGUACAAAUAGCACACACUUUUCUUAAUCUGGCAGAUUUGUAUUACCAACAUGUAAGAUUGUGUAAAAAAAACACCCAUGUAAGAUUGUGUAAAAAAGCAUUGCCGGUGACACAUUGCAUAUAAUUUUUAGAAGGCUUUUUGAAUCGGUCUGUAAACGCUUGGUCUAAAUCUGAACAUCUUAGACGGCACAUUAAAUUGGGCUGAGCCUGAAGCUGGUAUUCCAAGCUGAGGACUUCCCUGCUGGCUGGCUGGCUGGCUGGCUGGCUGAUAACAUAGCAAAGGAUCCAAACUUUCCAUCCGAAAAUUAAUCCCAGCCGAGGCAUAAUAAUAGAGUGCGGGUAGAAAGACUCAUAUCCCAAGCCAACAAGGCCCUGACUCACACCUUCAAACCCUUAGUUGAAUUUGGAGCCAUAGCUAAAUAAUUUGGUUUGAACUUCGUGUUUGGCGCUUCAACCCAUGAAUGACACCUAUGCAUUAUGACACUUGUCCUUCUCAAAGCUGAAGAAGAGCUUUCUGCUGUGGAUGUGUGUUUGGUAACCCCUUCAAUUCCUGCAGCGGUAGCCGAGUCAUUCAAAGGUAGCCGAGUCAUUC